AUGGCCGCCGCAAGGGAAUUGGAGGACUACCUCGCAACUGGAAGAUACAAAGAUGGCUUGAGCAAAUGCAACAAGCUUUUGAAAAAGGCACCCGCCAACAAUCAGCUUUUGUACUUCAAGGCAAAUUUUCUUUUCAGCAUGAUGCAGCUUGAUGAAGGCAAUCAAAUUCUUGAUCAGCUGUGCAGUAGAAAUCCUCCUAUUGUUGAUCUCACUCUCAUAUCAGACAUCGAUGAGUUGGCGACGAUGGCCGUGUUGGAUGAUUACCCACGCCCUCUGAGCAACGGUCCGCGUGCUGGCAAGUUGUGGGCCAAUGCGACGAAUGCAGCGGGCAAGAACGGUGUGAUUGCUAUCAAUCAGAAAAGAUUCACGAUUGCAGUGAGCGAGCAGAGAUGGCAAGAUGCUGCUAUUGCAUUGAUCGCUAUGAAGAAGGCUGAUCCUACCAACAAGCGCUACAAACUCGCUCAUAUCGCUAUCCAACAACUACUCAGUGAGGCUGACAAGGAUGAGAAAGUUGCUGGCAUGAACCGCAUUCUGGCCUUCCGAACUCUGAAGACGCUACCAGCUGAGGAUUUUGCACAAUUGAGACUUAUGAUGAAUCUUUACCGAAGACAGGGUCAAAAGAAAGAUAUGAUUGAAGUUUUGGACUCCUUCAAGGACAAGCAAGACGACAAACUGGCCAAGCAGAUUAUGAAUGACUGGCCAUUCACCAGAGAAAAGAUUCAACUGUACAUCGCAGAGUCUCGUUGGCAAGAGCUUUUCGAUCUGUGUUCUUCUCUACUUAAUGAGAGCUCCGUGGAAGGUGCAUUGAGGGUCAGAGACGACUGGGCUGUCUGGGAUGGUCUUGUGAGAGCUACCUCCAAGCUCGGAAAAGAAGAUGCCGUACCUGCGGUCAGCGAAAAGGAUGAUUGGAGAAUCAAACGUCUACAGAUGCUGGCUAGACUACAGGCUACCGUUCUCUCGGAAGCAGAGACAGAUGCAGACGCCAAAUCGCAGACGAUAUCGAAGUCUGCAAACGACUUUUUCACCGAGUGGCAGUCGUAUCCAUUCUGCUAUGGCGACAUCAAGGAAUAUGUGGAUGCUCUAUCAUCUGAAUCCCAGAAAGAUUUCCUUAAACAUGUUUCGGGGUCAUCACUAAAGCUAUCAGACCCCGAUUCGAAGAACUCGGUGAAGGCUUCUGAUCUGCUCACGUCCGAAAUCAACUCGCUGAAGUUCAGAUACCGUAUCACGAUCGGAACUGCUAAGCCGGAGACAGAAGUCAUUAAAAACUUCGCUUGCGAGUGUAUCCGACUCAUGGAAACUAGCUCUCAGAGCAAAUUGCGGCUGUCAGAUGCUUGCUAUCUGGCUGUUGCAGCACUCAUCCGACUUUAUGAGCUCGAGCAGGACAUCACAUACCUUUUCCAAGCAGCAUAUCUUCUCGAAACUGGUCCUGUUACUGAGGACGCACAUCCUGGUAAAGUCUUGCUCGUAUACCUCGAGACUGAACUUGGCCUUCAUUCUCUGGCUAUGAAACAAUACGCCAGCCUACGCGUCAGAGAGAUCCAACAAGAGACAAUGGCCCACUCACUCCUGACAAGAGUAUCUGUCAACCACCCUUUCGCACUCGACCAGAGAGGCGAGACUUCAAUUGAUCCUUACGAAAUUAUCGAUAAUGCCUUGGACAUGUUCUUCGCUACGGACAAGAAACUAGCACACUCCCAGUCCUCGCUCAUGAAACAGGGACAAUGCGACCUUGUUUUUGAACUGCAAGAGUUACGCGACACUCUCGAGCACAGUUUUACCAGACGCAUGCUUAUUCUUGAGCAAUGCAGAAUGGCUCGUCUCACAGAUAACCCCUUCCACCCUCGCACUCCAGACAUCCGCCCAAGCGUUCUGGAGUACUGGACUCAGAACCUCAAAGAUAGCAGAGACUACGCGGAGACAUUCAACUUCGACGGUGUGGGAACCGAAAGCACACCUGAGCGUAGGCUACACAGCGGAGGCAAGGUUCCUAACGUCAACUGGCUCUCGCAAGCUAUCGUCAGCGAAGAUGUAUGGGCUUUGCUUUCCAACAGACCCACGGUUUGCUCCAGGCCGAGCAAUGUCACAGAAGAGGAAGCCGCGAAAUUUGCAGAGGCAGGUAGCAACGAGCUCACUCCAACAGAAAAGUCUCUUGCAAAGCCUUGGGCACAGCUGCUUCAAGCCACAAAGUCGCUCCUCGGCACCAACGAGACCAAGGCCGAUGCUGGUCUGCUGGAUCGUCUGGCCACAUCCAUCCAAGAGCUAUCUACAUCAGACGUUCUUGGAAAGCAGAAAGCCUCCGGCUUGCCGCCAUCGAGCUACACCUUGCAGCCCUACUUCUUGCUACUCGACUUCAUUCGCAGCGCCGCCUUCUUCUGUAACGUCGCUACUGAGGUAGAGAAGAAGAAGCGCCAGGGCAAUCGCCUGCCACCUCAACCUGUCGAGCGCAUUCGUGAUGCUGUAGCGAAGCACUUCGCAGCUCUUCAAACACUCGCACGUGAACAAAAAGCGAAGAUUGACGGCAGAGACAUGGUGCAGGCAUUGCGUGAAGGAAAAACUGGUGAUGCCAUGGCUGAGGCUCAGUUCUUGAGUCAAGGCAUCAGAGCAUUCGCUACCAAGGCUGAGGCAAGUGCUUUGGACGCUUGGGAAGGGGUACUGAAGGUCAGACUGGGGCUCAAAUAA
Aureobasidium namibiae CBS 147.97 is the source of this 2679-nucleotide messenger RNA. RefSeq lists its product as uncharacterized. Gene Ontology annotation, cellular component: NatB complex; cytoplasm. NCBI's taxonomy places the organism in Eukaryota, Fungi, Ascomycota, Dothideomycetes, Dothideales, Saccotheciaceae. Bases 1 to 2679 code for a protein of 892 amino acids. Gene Ontology annotation, molecular function: protein-N-terminal amino-acid acetyltransferase activity. The record is from RefSeq and is a predicted model, not a curated record. Gene Ontology annotation, biological process: N-terminal peptidyl-methionine acetylation. The transcript has 4 exons.